GCGAGGAAACAGCAGAGAACCUUAUGAAAAGUAUGGCGGCACAGUUAAACCAGGAAGACAGGAAUAGGGAAGCCAGAAAUAGUAUGACUGUUAUAUUAGAGUGCAUUUAUGAAUGCAAAAAUGAAAAUUAUUUUGAUGUAAAAUUGGCCCGCACUCUUGGCCCUUGUCUCCAAAUUGAAACCAUUACUGUUAGGCGCACAUUAAGAUCAGAGGUGGCUAAGACUAUCUUACUAACCAACAUUCUUAGAACAAAUACAAGUAUGACAAAGUUGGAUUUGUCUUUGAAUAAAAUUUGUGAUGACGGUGCCGCUGCUCUGGCUGAUUGUUUGAAAGAAAAGAAGUCUCUGACAGAUUUGAGUUUGUCUUCUAAUGAAAUUGGUGAUGCUGGUGCUGCUGCUCUGGCUAAGUGUUUGAAAGAAAAUAAAUGUCUGAGAACGUUGGAUUUGGAUGAAAAUAACAUUAGUGAAGCUGGUGCUGCUGCUCUGGCUGAAUGUGUAAAAGAAAAUUCAUCUCUGGAAAAGUUAUAUCUGAACGGAAAUAUCCUUAGGGAAGCGGGUGCUGCUGCUCUGGCUAAGUAAGUAUUUGAAAGAAAACACAUCUCUAGAAGGGUCGUCUUGACCUUUAAAUUACUUUGGUAAUUCUGGUGCUGCUGCUGCUCUGACUGCUGUGCGAGAGUGUCAUCCAUCUCUAACCGAGUUAGAUGGGCUUCCCCUGAAAUUUUAUACUCUGUGCUCUGACCAAUUUUAAAAAGCGAUAAUGUAGCGAAUAAUCAGGGAUUCACGGCUCUUACUCUUAGCAGGGUAAAUGUACAGUAGCUUCCAAUUAUCGAUAUAAAUAUUAAUGCAAUAGUUAUGUAGCAUCUGAAUAAAGGCUGAUAGUUUCGAAAGAAACUGUUUGGGGCUGCGUCGGUGGGAGUAACGAAAUAA
Molecule: messenger RNA, 926 nt
Organism: Stylophora pistillata
Lineage: Eukaryota; Metazoa; Cnidaria; Anthozoa; Scleractinia; Pocilloporidae
Product: NLR family CARD domain-containing protein 3-like
Source: RefSeq, a predicted model, not a curated record